AUGGCGAACGGAGCAAGCAUAUCUAGUAUGAUCGGCCUCGCAAUAUCCACACUGCUUCUUUGGACAACCUUUAUAACUGUGACAACCGCCCAAUUCCAACCCCUCCACACCUCCUCGCGAUGGAUCCUGGACUCCUCCAACAAGCGCUUCAAGCUGCGCUGCAUAAACUGGGCCGGCCACAUGGAAGCCCACAUCCCCGAAGGUCUACAACAUGCUUCCAUCGAUGCCAUCGCCGCGCUAAUCUCCUCCUCUGGUUUCAACUGCGUUCGCCUCACAUUUAGCAUUGACAUGGCGUUGUCCCAGCAUACGCGCGUUAGCGACAGUUUCGGCACCCUGGCUGCACGGACGGGGGCAGAUAGCGCGGCCGUGGAUGCAUUAUGGCAGCGCGUUAAAGCUAACAAUCCCUGGAUUGCGGACGGAGGUGGGAGUGUUACUGUUGGCGAUACGUUUGGCCGGGUCGUCGACACGCUCGGCGCGAAGAACGUGCGUGUUAUCCUUGACAACCACGUCAGUCGUGCAAGCUGGUGCUGCAAUCUCACCGACGGGAACGGCUGGUGGGACACCGCCCAGGGCUACAACGACGCCAAUUCCCGCUUCUUCAAUACUGCAAACUGGCUCAAAGGCCUAGAAGCUAUGGCGCAGUUUUCCGUCAACCAUCCCGUCGUCGCGGGCAUUGGACUACGCAAUGAACUACGCCCAAUUCCCGUGUUGCAGGACUCCAACAACCACAACGAUUGGUACAAUCUGAUGGCACAAGGUGCGGCGAGCGUGCAUAAUGCGAAUAAAGAUCUGCUGAUUAUGAUGGGCGGUACGAUGUCGGCGACGGAUUCUUCAUUUCUGCGAACACGGCCCCUAGACCGGUCAUCGUUUGGCGAUAAGGUUGUUUGGGAAUGGCAUACCUACACUUUCUCUCCAGCAUGGAUAAUUUCCUUCAAAAACUGCGCGUUAUGGAAGACGGCCGUGGGCGGAUUCACAGGAUUCCUACUUUCCCAAAACCAGGCGUACACCGGUCCGCUGUGGUUAUCUGAAUUCGGCUUCGCAAUGACAGGCGGGACUGCUGAACGCAGCGGGCUCAGCGAGGAGGAUUACAAGUACGCAAAGUGUUUGAUAGAAUAUGUGACGGGCAAUGAUGGGGAUUGGGCGCUGUGGGCUAUCCAAGGGAAUUACUACGUCAGGAACGGGGUUGUGGAUUCCGAUGAGCCGUGGGGAUUAGUUAAUAGUGAUUGGACGGCUUGGAGGAAUCCGGCUGUUAAGCAGUUGUUGGGGAAAAUGUGGGAUGUUACACAGGGUAUCCCAAGAGGUCAUUCCCCCGAUAUCAGGGAACAUCAUAUCCCCAUACCCAACCCAAAUAUCACACCAGCAAGCCCCACCAUAACCGCCAUCGUCGCAACCGGUCUAUCCGCUGCUCCCGUUGUGGAAAGCGUUGUAGUACCAGUCUGA
This is a messenger RNA of Lindgomyces ingoldianus, 1440 nucleotides long. RefSeq names its product glycoside hydrolase. Lineage: Eukaryota; Fungi; Ascomycota; Dothideomycetes; Pleosporales; Lindgomycetaceae. The record is from RefSeq and is a predicted model, not a curated record. Gene Ontology annotation, molecular function: hydrolase activity, hydrolyzing O-glycosyl compounds. The transcript has 2 exons. Bases 1 to 1440 code for a protein of 479 amino acids.